AUGUUUGAGUCGAGGCAUCCCAAACUCUGCUCUAUACCGCCAUUAUCCACGCUAUUUCAUCUGUACAUACUGUUUUUUUUCUCGUCCUCUUCUCUGCCUCUCCAUUCUGUCAAAUGAAGGUCCAUGCCUCUAUCAAAGGUCUUCUCACAUCCAAGAAGGGACGCAAACAUAAGUCAAACAUCGAUGACACGCGCGAGAAUUCGUGUUCUCCUGCAGUCUUGGUUACUCCUUCGUCGACCGCUCCUAGGCUUUCUAUCGACAGAACGUCUCCCCUGGAUGAACUGCUCCUUCCACCACCGUCUGUUGAACUGUCUGACGUGGACUGGGAGCUUCGGUCGCGUAGUCUGGAAAAGGAAAACGAGAAGCUAAGGAAGGAAGCUCUGGUUAGAGAAGAAGAGUACAAGCGGCUACAGAGGCUGUACUCCGCCCUUUUGAAGAAGUCCCAAUCGAUGAAUGUCAAUGGGAAAAUCGAGCGCAAAGACAAGAAACAGGCAUAUUCUGCCACCAAGUUUGCCGUCUUUGAGGAUAAACCUCGGUCACGGCCAAGGAUCAGCCGUGACACGUUUGUUUCUCGCAUUCCAGUUCGCAUCCAAGCUACUCCUUCGGCUUCGAACGGUGUUCCCUCGUCUCGACUUUCUCCUCUGCGUCUAAACAGGACGCAUACUCUGGAAACGCCGUCACUACUCAUGUCGCCUGCCGUCAUCCUCUGUUCCGCACAGAAGCCUGAACUUAGUUCACCGACGCCUGCUCCUCGUCCAGCCAUUCGAAAGAAGAAAUCUGGAGCUUCUUUGAAAUCUGCGCCUAACAAGAACCGAAGUCGCUCCGCUCCGCUUGCUACCCGUCGUAUCAAUUCAAAUACCGUUUCUUCCUCGUUUUUUACUCCAGUUUCGCAGACUAAAUGCCCCGGCGUGCAUAAGAAUACGUGUAGGAAAGGAAGGGAAAACGGUAGACCGGAUUGGACUUAGGGAAAGCGGCUUGGUUUAGCGUGUGGCCAUCUGUCCAUCCGUCCUAAUCUUGGAUUUCGGCUCGUCAAAGUGCGGCGUUUCUUCGUUUUGAGCACGGGCUUUGUGCGUGAACUUUCCACGAGCCUGAGAUAAUCUGUCUCGUAGAGGACAGGUGCAUAGCCGGCUGGGGACUUGCUAGUGUCCGUAUCAAGAUCACGAAGAUUAUCAGAAGAUUUGCGACGUGUCACAUCAACGACUACCCGGCAGGUCAUGCAAGACGGAUCUUGCAACACC
Messenger RNA from Desarmillaria tabescens, 1238 nucleotides. RefSeq lists its product as uncharacterized. The transcript is spliced from 3 exons. NCBI's taxonomy places the organism in Eukaryota, Fungi, Basidiomycota, Agaricomycetes, Agaricales, Physalacriaceae. Bases 114 to 965 code for a protein of 283 amino acids. The record is from RefSeq and is a predicted model, not a curated record.